AUGGGAAUUCCGUACGAGCGCGAGAAGACCCAAUGCUGCGGACAAAAAUGGUGUGUUGGUGAUCCGUGCGGAAUUGUGUGCGCCAUAAUCACUUGGCUUUUAAUAUUCUACGGCCAGGCGUGCGUGUUCUUCGUGUUGAUACAUUCAUGGGAAGAGCACGCCAUUCAUACGGCGGUGAAUCUGAUCGUGUUCGAGUGCUUCACGGUGCUCGCCGUGCUCAGCCACAUCAAGACGAUGCUGACGAAUCCGGGCGCGGUGCCGAAAGGCGACGCCACCGACGAGAUGAUCGAACGACUGCAGGCGGUCAACGACAACGCGGUCAUCUACAAAUGCCAAAAGUGUUGCAGCAUCAAACCCGAGCGCGCCCAUCACUGCUCGGUGUGCGAGCGUUGCAUUCGCCGAAUGGACCAUCAUUGUCCGUGGGUCAACAAUUGCGUUGGCGAGGCGAACCAGAAGUUUUUUGUGCUCUUCACGUUGUACAUAGCUUUGUUAUCACUUCAUGCGCUUUAUUGGGGCAUUUGGCAGUUUGUCAAGUGUGUCGGUGUCGAAUGGCAAAAUUGUUCGGCGCUCGGACCGCCGGGGACCACACUAAUGCUGAUAUUCCUGCUAUUCGAGUCGAUUCUGUUCGCGAUUUUCACAUCGGUGAUGUUCGGCACACAAAUAUCGUCAAUUUGUAGCGACGAGACCACUAUUGAAUCGAUGAAACGAAACGCGUAUGAUGACGAUCGACGAAAUCGAAACGAUUCGUGGAAAAAUCUCCAAAUGGUGUUCGGCGGACCAUUCAGCAUUAAAUGGCUCAACCCGCUGGCGGACCCGUUCCUCGCGAGACCCACCUAUGAAUAUUCUGUAUAG
Caenorhabditis bovis is the source of this 852-nucleotide messenger RNA. NCBI's taxonomy places the organism in Eukaryota, Metazoa, Nematoda, Chromadorea, Rhabditida, Rhabditidae. The record is from the annotation of a GenBank genome assembly.